This is a messenger RNA of Physcomitrium patens, 2931 nucleotides long. RefSeq names its product serine/threonine-protein kinase STY46. Gene Ontology annotation, molecular function: ATP binding; protein serine/threonine kinase activity. NCBI's taxonomy places the organism in Eukaryota, Viridiplantae, Streptophyta, Bryopsida, Funariales, Funariaceae. The record is from RefSeq and is a predicted model, not a curated record. Gene Ontology annotation, biological process: protein phosphorylation.
UUCAUUAAAAACUUGACGUUCAUUGGUCUGAUUUUGUCAUUCGCAACAUUUGGAAAAAGUUAACUAAGUCUUGCUGUUUCAGUUGCGAGAAUCUAGACAUCGUGUGCUCUCCAGCUGCCUCAUUGUCGCUGUAGUUACCGAUGGUUACUGCCCAUUCUUAUCGGGAUUUGCGAUGCUGAUUACCGGGCCAGGUGGGGUGGGGAGGGAGGAGAAACGGAGCCAGACCGGGGAUGCGAGAAAGUAGACCCAGAGCCCAUCAUCCUUCAUCGCGCGCGUUUAUGGUGGUUUGUCGCUUGGUAGUUGUGGGAGUGAGGUUGAUCGAUCGCGACGAGGAGGAGGAGCAGGAGCAGGAGGAGGCGGAGGAAGAGGUUUCGAUUCGGAUCGAGGCUGUAUGAUACCGGGGAAAAAUGGUGGCGUUGUUUUGACGUUCCGGGGUGGUGGAGUAGGAGUUAUUGCUGGAUCGAGGAGGGAGAAGAAUUGGAGAAGUCGGCGAGGAAUCGAGGAGGUGAAUCCGCUGGAGAAGAGUGACCAUGCCUGUGUACACCAGGGGGUCGCGACGCCGUUGCUGUCUCCCCGGUGUCUGGAGGAGGCAUUGGGAGCAUUCGCAGCCCGACACUUUGUGAACAUCCUCGGUUGUGAGUUAGAUUGGAUUGGAGUUUUGUUGCAGACCUCUGCGUGAGAUCAACCGAUCGAUCGAUCGAUCUGUAAAUCAUUCGGGAGGUACUGUGCGUUCUUGUAACGGCGACGAGUUGAAAAUUGUGCGUGGAAUCAGUACAUGGAGGUUGAGUCGGAGAUUCCGGUAGAUAUGACGAAGAGCAUGAAGGAGGGGAAUACGUCCCCGACGCAUCAGCGUCAUCCAAAAAAAGGGGAAGUAUGUGCGAAGGUUUUGGCCCAGCUCACCGAGAUUGGUCAUGAGUGUGUUGAGAAACCUGGAUUCGCUGAGGAGCUUCAGAAACACUUCACCCGACUGCCGACGAGAUAUGCUCUCGACGUCAACACCGACAGAGCAGAGGAUGUGCUUACUCACAAGCGGCUACUUGAGGAAGCUAAGAUUCCUGAGAACAGACCAGCCUUCCAUGUCCGUGCUGUUCAGAUUCCUCCAGCCGACUCUCAAGACGAACCCAUGAAUCAGGCUUUUAAGGAUGAAGUUGGAGGCACUCGACCGUUAACCAAGAUGAGAUUGGCACUACCAGCUUUUGGAUCGUCACCCAAUCUUGAGGCGCUUGCAUUGGAUUUCACCAACAAAUCGAGUGACAUGGAUGACAGUAAUCAUUCGCAGAGUGCGAAUCAUCUCUAUAUGCCAAUGCAUGAAGUUACUUUUUCAACCAUCGAUAAACCUAAGCUUCUCAGUCAGAUGUCAGCCUUGCUUGCCGACGUAGGUCUAAAUAUUCUAGAGGCUCAUGUUUUUUCAACAACUGAUGGUUAUUCCUUGGCUGUGUUUGUGGUGGAUGGCUGGCAGUCAGAGGAAAUUCAAGAAUUGACAAGAGCGUUGUCUAGGGCUCUUUCGGCCAUGGAGAAAGGAGCCUGGGCGAAACCCUCCUCAAAAAGUGAAAUGCCUGUAGUGCAUGAAACCGCUGUGCAUCCUGAGAAUGGACAAAUUCCAGCACCAGCCUUGCCAUCCACUGGCACUGAUGAUUGGGAGAUUGAUUAUAAUCAGCUCAAGUUCACCCAAAAGGUUGCGAACGGCUCUUUCGGAGACUUGUUUCAAGGGACUUACUGCGGACAAGAUGUGGCUAUCAAAAUCCUUAAACCGGAGCGCUUGAAUGAGAAUUUGCAACGAGAAUUUUUGCAAGAAAUACGUAUUAUGCGGAAGGUCCGACACAAAAACGUGGUACAGUUCAUUGGGGCUUGCACGAAACCGCCCAAUUUAUGUAUUGUCACAGAGUUCAUGUCCGGUGGGAGUGUAUAUGACUAUCUGCACAAGCAAAAAGCCGUGUUGAAAAUGCCCAUGUUGUUGCGAGUAGCAAUUGAUAUCUCAAAAGGAAUGGACUAUCUUCACCAGAAUAAAAUCAUACAUAGGGAUCUGAAAGCUGCGAACCUUCUCAUGGAUGAGAACGAGGUGGUUAAGGUCGCUGAUUUUGGUGUAGCCAGAGUUCAAGCACAAUCAGGCAUUAUGACAGCAGAGACUGGCACAUAUCGAUGGAUGGCUCCUGAGGUCAUUGAACAUAAACCUUAUGAUUAUAAGGCAGACGUUUUCAGCUUUGGUAUCGUACUUUGGGAACUUCUCACUGGGAAGGUACCGUAUGCAGAUCUUACUCCUCUUCAAGCUGCAGUGGGAGUGGUUCAGAAGGGCUUGCGACCAACAAUCCCAAGAAACAUCCAUCCAAAAUUAAUGGAGCUCAUGCACAAGUGUUGGAAGACAGAUCCUGCUGCGAGACCCGACUUUACAACCAUCACCGCGUUACUGAAGGUGAUUUUGAAGGAGGUCAAUGCAGAAAUAUUGGAAGAGGAAAGUAAGCGGACCAGGGAUGUGAAGAAGCCUGGUGGGCUUUUUUCCUCGUUCAAACGCUCCGCAGUUCGAUAGGGUAUGUUGCCAACGUCCACUCUCCGCCUAUAUUUCUCAGAUCUUUGUAAUGACACGAGGAGUUACGAGCAAGUGGUGAUUUGCGACAUGCUCAACACAAUUAGGCUGUACCGGCGCUAGCCCUGAUCCGUGGCUUUUCUACUAAAGGACAGUUGGUAUGGAGAUUGAGCUGCAGUCGUGAUUGAAUUAGCAUAUUAUGCAAUGUAUGACAUGCAGUUGCACAUACUUUGGCAUAUCAGGUCUCCGUUUAGCAGAGUUUCGAGGCUUCAACUGGAUUGGGACUGGAUUUGGUGUGGAUUUUUGAUAUAAGCCAAGAAUUCUGUAGUUAGUAGAAUACUUGGAAACGGUUGUUUCUUUGAAAGUGGGUAUUAAAUGCAUCAGCUUCUGUUGUGGCACCGUUUGAAUCA